ACGCGAGGAGGAACGAGCGAGAGAGCGGGUGCGGCCGGGAGCCCGCAGACCUGGCGCUCGCCGCCGCCUGGAGCCCCGCAAUAUGCCGCCGCAGCCCUCUGGCUCUUGGCCAUGGCGAGGCUCUGCCGGCCGGUCCCCUGCACUCUGCUCCUUGGCCUGGCCGCGGUGCUGCUGAAGGCGCGGCUGGUCCCCGCGGCCGCCAGAGCCGAGCUCAGCCGCUCGGACCUCAGCCUCAUCCAGCAGCAGCAGCAGCAGCAGCAGCAGCAGCAGCAGAGGGAGAAGGCUGAGGAGGAGAGGCCAGAGGUGCCUGAGGCAUCCUCCACCUCGCCUGUUCCAGUAUCUGUAUUUAUGCUGAAGGUCCAGGUGAAUGACAUCAUCAGUCGUCAGUACCUGAGUCAAGCAAUUGUAGAAGUUUUUGUAAACUAUACGAAGACAAAUUCCACAGUAACUAAAAAAAAUGGAGCAGUGCUGAUAAAAGUACCCUAUAAGCUAGGGCUCAGCUUAACUAUUAUUGCAUACAAAGAUGGCUAUGUGUUGACACCACUGCCUUGGAAGACCAGAAGAAUGCCAAUAUACUCAUCGGUUACGCUUUCGUUGUUCCCGCAAAGCCAAGCAAAUAUAUGGCUAUUUGAAGACACUGUUUUAAUUACUGGAAAGUUAGCUGAUGCCAAAUCUCAACCAAGUGUUCAGUUUUCAAAGGCCUUAAUUCAACUGCCUGACAACCAUCAUAUUAACAACGUUACUGGCUAUCUUACAGUCCUACAGCAAUUUUUGAAAGUGGACAAUUUUCUGUAUACAACUGGAAUUACUCUCAAUAAAUCAGGUUUUGAGAGCACUGAAUUGACACCUCUUGCUGCAAUAUGUGUGAAAAUAUAUUCUGGAGGAAAAGAGUUAAAGGUGGAUGGCUCUAUUCAAGUUUCCCUCCCCCUUCUACAUGCAGAUGAUAUAAAUGUGGGGGAUCAUAUACUGGCCUGGAGAUUUGAUAUGAGCAUGGGUGCUUGGAUAAAUCAUGGCCAGGGCAUAGUUAAGAAAUAUAACAAUCAUUUAAUUUGGACAUAUGAUGCACCACAUUUAGGCUACUGGAUAGCUGCUCCACUUCCAGGAACUAGAGGUUUAGGUAUAAAUGAAGAUUCCAAGGACAUUACUGCCUACCACACAGUGUUUCUUACAGCCAUAUUAGGAGGAACUGUUGUCAUUGUCAUUGGAUUUUUUGCUGUACUUCUUUGUUAUUGCAGGGAUAAGUGUGGUACUUCACAGAAAAGAGAAAGAAACGUCACUAAACUUGAGAUCCUGAAGAGAGACCAAACAACUUCAACAACACAUAUAAAUCACAUUAGUUCAGUCAAAGUUGCGUUAAAAGCUGAGGACCGGUCACAGUUAUUCAGUGCCAAAAACUCUUCAUACAGCCCUCAAAAGGAUCCACCAAGGGCAGAAGCAGAAGAAAGAGUAUCCAUGGUAAAAACUCGGGACAAUUUUAAAAUCUAUAACGAAGAUGUUUCGUUUCUGUCUGUCAAUCAAAAUAAUUACUCAAGAAACCCAACACAGUCUUUGGAGCCCAAUAUAGGAUCCAAGCAACCUAAACAUAUUAACAACAGUCUAUCUCCAUCUCUAGGUGAUGCUCAAGAGGAAAAGAGGUAUUUCACAGGUAAUGAAGAGGUGUAUGGACGUUCCCACAUUCCUGAACAGCUUAUGCAUAUCUACAGUCAGCCCAUUGCCAUCCUUCAAACAUCUGACGUUUUCUCUACUCCCGAGCAGAUGCAUACUGCCAAGUCAGCAACUUUGCCAAGAAAGGGACAGAUAGUCUAUGGCCAGUUGAUGGAACCAGUAAACAGAGAGAACUUUACACAGACAUUACCAAAAAUGCCAAUGCAUUCUCACGCACAGCCCCCAGAUGCCAGGGAAGAGAAUACUGCACUCGAAGGUCAGCAGAGCUUGCCAUCCCAAACGUCAGAUUGGAGCCGGUAUUCUAACAGCUUACUAGAAUCUGUCUCAGUUCCUGGAACCCUAAAUGAAGCUGUUGUAAUGACUCCAUUUUCAUCAGAGCUUCAAGGCAUUUCAGAACAGACCCUCCUGGAGCUGUCCAAAGGAAAGCCUUCCCCCCAUCCCAGAGCCUGGUUUGUGUCUCUUGAUGGAAAGCCAGUUGCCCAAGUGAGGCAUUCGUUUAUAGACCUGAAAAAGGGCAAGAGAGCCCAGAGCAAUGACACAAGUCUAGACUCUGGAGUGGAUAUGAAUGAGCAUCACUCAAGUAGAAAGCUUGAGAGGGAGAAAACGUUCAUCAAAAGCAUGCAUCAACCUAAGAUCCUUUACUUAGAAGAUUUAGACCUGAGCAGUAGUGAGAGUGGAACCACUGUCUGCUCCCCCGAGGACCCCACUUUAAGGCAUAUACUAGAUGGAGGGAGUGGAGCUAUCAUGGAACACCCUAUAGAAGAGUCCCCAGGAAGAAGAAGCACCGUUGAAGAUUUUGAAGCCAGUACAUCCCCGACUAAAAAAAGGGGCAGACCACCACUAGCCAAAAGAGAUAGCAAGACUAACAUUUGGAAGAAGCGAGAGGAGCGCCCACUAAUUCCCAUAAACUAACACCAAGGAUGGUUGUGUCUCUGGUAUCUCUGUGCUGUUUAUUCUUGCUUCUUCUUGUAAAUCGCAGUAUGGACUUCUUAGGAAGUUGAGACUGAUCAAUCUUAUGGCCCCUGGACGUGAUCAAGCAGAGCAAAAAAACAGUAAAAUGGUAAUUACAGUAAUCAGAAGGAUACUGAGGAAUUCUUUUCAUUUAUUUUUGGGUGAUAAAUUUGAACAAAUUUUCAAAAUGUAAAAUAGCUCAAGAUGUUAGUUAUCUGAAAAUGUUGCUCAGUGGGCCAGUUUGGCCCUGACUCUCUUAAGAAUAACAUAGUAAAACGUGUGCUUUUAAAGUUGCUUCCAAAAAUGUUGCUCCUGCCUUGACGACUACCCCUGUGAAGCGUUUAAAAGUGAAACCUGUCUUCUUCAGGCAUCAUAUUCUUGUGAAAUGUUGUUCUCUGCCUGUACUUGAAAAUAACUUGAUAAAUGUUCUGGACUGAUUUCAUUCUAGAAUUUAAAGGCCAAACAGCAUUUUCUUUUUUGUGAUAAAAAGCAUGUGUAUUUCAUCAUCCAAAAAAGUAAGUCUCACACUCAGUUCAUAGAAGACAGGCAAGAAACUACUUGGUAGUUAAGAGAGGAAUGCCAGCUCUUUGGUUGUUUUUUGGGUGUAACUUCACAGAAUAAGUGAUAAAGUGUUAAUUUGUCGUUUAGAAAUCUGAAAAAUUAAUCCUCUGGUAUUCAAUUUUUAUUUUAGAUUUUUCUUUUGCCCCUGAAAAAUGAAGUGAGCUCAGCGACGUCAAGGAAAACUUUUUACCAGUCUGGGGGGAGGGAGAGAAUGACUUUAAGGCUGACUGAUAACUUGUAUGCUAAAGAUCAGUUUCAAGAUUAUUUCUUAUAUUCGAAAAACCCAAAAUCAACCGUUUAACGGCUAUCACGCUUGAUUUAAAAAGUCGGUUAGGUUUGUGAAUACAAAAAAUUUAAUAAAAUAUGUAGAGUUAAAAGAAAUAAACAUUUCACUUUUUUUUUUUCUGGAAUGUUGAUGAGAAGAAAAAGAUAAUGCCAUUUUCCUGAGGCUCAAAAAUGCCUUCAGGUUAUUAUAUAUUCAGAUGUUACUUUUUUUCUGUUGACAUUCAUAAAAGACGUUUGAGGAAAACAGUUUUGAUUUCAUGGGAAAAGCAGAUGUUUUUCCUUAAAUCAUUUACAGCCUUUGCAACUUUUUUGUUUUUAGUUUUGGAAGUAAUAUAUCCGUUUUAUUUUCAUCAUUGCUAAGACUUUAGAGUGAGCACAUUCAACAGCUGUUUUUUUAUGUUAAUUAUCUUUUCCUAAAAAUAAAGCCUGUUUGUUAAAUAAUGUCAAUUGAUUCUAUUUUUAAAAAAAUUUUCAUGAAAGCAAAAUGUGUGAAGCAGCAUCCCCUUUCCUCAGGGGAACAAUAAAACGAAAUUGCUUUGUUUCUCGUCUCCUACGAUUCAACGUGGGAGCUGAAAGAACCAAAAUAGUCACAUUAGCUUUAGUAAAAUUGUAGGUAGAUAACACAAUGAAAGACAACAGCUUUUUUUCCCAAGACAGUAGACUUCAGCCAGUUUUUUCCUGUAACCACUUCUGAAACAUCUAACCUGUCAGAUAACACUUCUACUUUUCUGUAUUAACCCAAAGAACUUAAAGACCUAGGCACAAGUUUGCUGUAUGUUACUCUCCUCCAGAGAAGAGAUAAAUGUUUUGGAUAGUACUUAGUCUUUUUUUUUUUUUUUUGAGUAAUGAUAAGACCCACAAUUACAGGAGGCUUCUUAUUGGUCUUAUACAGAAAGAUACAUUAAAAGCAGCAUAAAUAAAAAUGAUUUGGAAAAGGUUGAAUUAUUGCUCUGCUGAAGUGCCUUUGAUAUAGACCUGCUUUAUUAGGAGGAUAUAAUGACAUUUUUCUAAGUAUGCAUUUUCUUUGUUAGCCAAAUUAAACAGAUGUGCAGUUUUUAUUAAUUUGAAAGGUAUAGAUCUAGUGUUUCAUGUUGGAACAAUGAAUCUUGCAUGUAAGUAACAUCUCGUGUGUGUUUAAUCUUUUUUUUAAUCCAAUAUAUAUUGAUAAAUUAUGUUGGAGUGAAGUUAGAAAAUAUACAGUAAAAUGUUGCACCUCAGUUAUUCAUGUAUUUUUUCCACAUUUAGAUAGAAAUGUUUCCUCUCUCAGCUUGGUAAUGGAAUAUACAUACUGACAUAAAGGUAUACCAUUCAAGUAUGCCACUUAUUUAAUUGAUCUUAUGUAAGGAAAAUGAGCAGACGUAUCCCAAGGGCUUUUCUAGAAAUAUUUGUUUGAUUUCGGAAUAAAACCUUAUUUUUAUACACUACACAUUCUGUUCUCAAUUGGGAAUUAUAGACAAUUUAUCCUUUCUAAUAAUCAGAAGUGUGAAACUUCUUAUUUCCAAGUAGUCCACAAAUUUCCUGUUAAAAAGCUGAAGCCAUGCACUUUUUCUUAACCCAAGUGAUAAUAAAUCAACAAUAUUCACAACUUUCUUAAAUUUUUUAAUUGAAAACCAACAGUUUUUUGCAAAUGUAAACUUAGAUAAUUUUGGUCAUGAAUUGGUAAUAUUUGUGGAUCCGUUGUAUAUACUUUGAAUAUAUCUUAAAGGCAAAAUUAUCCCUCUAAUUAAUGAUGGAUUCAUUUACUAAAGCACAGCUACCGUAUUUUUAUGCAAAUAAUGCACACUUUCUGUGUUUGUUUGCCGACCGCGCCCUCCCCCCAUGAGGCUCCCUCACAAGCACAACCAUACCAGUCCUCUUCCACAUGUUGCUGUUAAAAAAAAUUAGCAUAGUGUGCUUACAGAAAUACCUCACGGGGGCCAGCAAACAAACACAGGAGGCACGCAUUAUUUACAUAAAAUAUCGUAUAUGUAUUUUUGAAUACAUAUUAAGACUUUAUAACAUCCAUUUUUAUGACAUUUAUGCAGUUGUAUAGGGAUUAAGCCCUUUUGUAAUAUACAGUGUACCAUGAAGAUCACAGAUGUUGAGGAAUAAAAGCACUUCUUUGCUUUGGCAAUCAUUUUCAGAUCACUUCCUGUGUGUUCAGAUCCUCUGGUAUCAAUACGUAUUAUAGGGUUUUAGAGAUCUGUGGGUCAAAUAAUGUCCCUCAUUACUCACCAUUCCCAGAAAGCUGAGGCUCAGAGUUAACAGAUUAUAAGAUAAGAGGUAAUUCAUUUCCCAUGUUCUAGCAUUGUAAAGGACUUGGACCAUAUUAGUUUCCAUCUCAAGACCUAGAGUUGACAUUUGACCCUCUUGUUUCCAGGUGUUUUCUAUGUUUUAUAUUCUUUCAUCAGAGGAAUCUCUCAGUGUAUUUACUACUGUAUUUACUGCUGAAAACUGUAACAAUUUGAAGAUUUAUAAAAAUGUUAAAACAGUUCAUUAAAGAUAAUAAAAUAAA
Trichechus manatus latirostris (Florida manatee) is the source of this 5956-nucleotide messenger RNA. It is a transcript of the gene FAM171B, whose product is annotated as family with sequence similarity 171 member B. The transcript has 8 exons. The record is from RefSeq and is a predicted model, not a curated record. NCBI's taxonomy places the organism in Eukaryota, Metazoa, Chordata, Mammalia, Sirenia, Trichechidae. The coding region runs from base 112 to 2577 and encodes 821 amino acids.